AUGGUCUGCAAGGUGUGCGAAAAGAAGCUGUCAAAAGCUGCUGCGCCAGAUCCUUUUCGCAAUCGCAAUGCAGCUGGCACCCUCGUAAGCAGUGGCGCUGGAGCAGGUAUCUCAAGAGCCGGACCUUCAGCAGCGGUAGGAAGCGCCAAUAAAAGCUCCUCGAUAGGAAAGGCUGUCGGCGGGAACAAGCUAUUGGGCGCUUCGAAGCGUUACAACCCGCUUGGGACGAGGUGCAAGCUGUGCAAACAAGCUGUCAGCCAAGACAAAGCACAGUAUUGCCAAGCUUGCGCAUAUAAGAAGGGUCUCUGCAGCAUUUGUGGCAAGACCAUCUUGGAUACGAAGAUGUACAAGCAAAGUGUCGCAUAA
Tilletiaria anomala UBC 951 is the source of this 366-nucleotide messenger RNA. RefSeq lists its product as uncharacterized. Gene Ontology annotation, molecular function: microtubule binding. NCBI's taxonomy places the organism in Eukaryota, Fungi, Basidiomycota, Exobasidiomycetes, Georgefischeriales, Tilletiariaceae. The record is from RefSeq and is a predicted model, not a curated record. The coding region runs from base 1 to 366 and encodes 121 amino acids. The transcript has 2 exons. Gene Ontology annotation, biological process: cytoplasmic microtubule organization.